UGCCCACACAGUCCGGAGCCGAGUGGGCAAAGCCUGAAGUCCCUGAGAAAGGGAGCCGAGCAGUCAUUGAGUCCGAGGUUCCAGUCGACGAAGAGAAGCAAGAGGCACCAUGAGCCAGAGGCAGGUCCUCCAAGUGUUCGAACAGUACCAGAAAGCUCGGACUCAGUUCGUGCAGAUGGUGGCAGAGUUGGCGACCAGACCUCAAAACAUCGAGACGCUGCAAAAUGCGGGUGUAAUGUCUUUGCUGAGGCCGCUUCUCUUGGAUGUUGUCCCAACUAUUCAGCAGACCGCUGCCCUGGCUCUCGGGAGACUGGCUAAUUAUAACGAUGACCUGGCAGAGGCUGUCGUAAAGGGAGACAUUCUUCCACAGCUCGUUUAUUCAUUGGCCGAACAGAACCGUUUCUACAAGAAAGCAGCUGCCUUUGUGUUAAGAGCAGUUGGCAAACAUUCUCCUCAGUUAGCUCAAGCAAUAGUUGAUUGUGGAGCACUGGAUACAUUGGUCAUAUGCUUGGAAGAUUUUGACCCCGGAGUAAAGGAAGCAGCAGCAUGGGCACUUGGGUACAUUGCAAGACAUAAUGGAGAACUGUCGCAAGCUGUGGUGGAUGCGGGAGCAGUUCCCCUUUUAGUACUCUGUAUCCAGGAGCCAGAAAUUGCUUUGAAAAGGAUUGCUGCCUCAGCUCUCAGUGAUAUUUCAAAGCAUUCUCCAGAGUUAGCCCAGACAGUAGUGGAUGCAGGAGCUAUUGCUCACUUAGCACAGAUGAUCCUGAACCUUGAUGCUAAACUGAAGCGUCAAGUGCUUUCUGCUCUUAGUCAGAUAGCAAAACAUUCGGUGGACCUGGCGGAAAUGGUUGUUGAAGCAGAAAUUUUUCCCGUGGUGCUUACGUGCCUAAAGGACAAAGAUGAAUACGUCAAGAAAAAUGCUUCAACUCUAAUUAGAGAAAUAGCAAAACAUACGCCUGAGCUUUCACAACUAAUAGUUAAUGCAGGAGGAGUUGCCGCUGUGAUCGAUUGUAUUGGUUCCUGCAAAGGAAAUAUAAGGCUUCCUGGCAUCAUGAUGCUUGGCUAUGUAGCUGCACAUUCUGAGAAUCUAGCCAUGGCAGUCAUCAUCUCCAAGGGAGUGCCCCAGUUGGCAGUCUGCUUGUCAGAAGAAUCAGAAGAUCAUAUUAAGGCGGCUGCUGCUUGGGCCUUAGGACAGAUUGGAAGACACACUCCUGAGCAUGCACGUGCUGUGGCUAUGACAAAUGCCUUGCCGAUUCUACUUACUCUCUACAUGUCACAAGACAGUUCCGAGGAUCUUCAAAUAAAAAGUAAAAAGGCUAUUAAAAAUAUUCUCCAAAAAUGCACGUAUCUACCAGCUCUUGAACCAUUCCUGUAUGAUGCUCCUCCAAACAUUUUGAAACAUGUGGUUGGACAGUUCAGUAAGGUGCUGCCCAUGAUAGCAAAGCACGGCGACUUUUUGUUACAAGUGGUGCCUCAAAAAGGUUCAAGAGAUAAAAGCAGAACCUGGAUCACUUCUUCAAGAAUACAUCAACAAUAUUAACAAUUGUUACCCAGAAGAAAUAGUGAGGUAUUAUUCCCCUGGAUAUUCAGAGACACUUCUGCAGAGAGUGGACAGCUAUCAGCCUCUUAUAUAAGCAGCAUCAUAUUGCUAAAACUUACACUUACAGGAGAACUUUUAUGGAUUAUAAAUGUUAACGCUCUUGUUAAAUGCUUCAAAUAAGUACAUGCUCAAUUUAUUCAUUUGAAAUCGUAGUCACUAGGAUUAAUUUUUUCUUGUUUUUCUAGAGUCAUAGAAUACUUCUAAAAAUGGAAUUACUAUGUGAUACACAAUUCAGUCAUUUAUAUGUACUUGAUUUGCCUCUAAAAGAAAAUAAAAAGGCAUUAGAAGAUCUCAGUGCUUCCACUAAUAUCUCAAUGAAAAUAAAACCAUCAGGCUGUUUGGUUGGCAAUGGGUUUAUAUUAGGAUUCAGAACCUGUGGACAGAGUUUUAGAGAUUGCCCCACAAGAUUUCUGGAGUGACCUGGACUGAGGUUAAUAAUCCUGGAGAUGGAGCUGGGGGUAGUGGUGGGGGAUGGUUACAUAAAAUAGCUAACCCUGGGAAGAGAAGGGAACA
Molecule: messenger RNA, 2113 nt
Organism: Dromiciops gliroides (monito del monte)
Lineage: Eukaryota; Metazoa; Chordata; Mammalia; Microbiotheria; Microbiotheriidae
Gene: SPAG6
Product: sperm associated antigen 6
Exons: 11
Coding region: 110-1540 (476 amino acids)
Biological process (GO): epithelial cilium movement involved in extracellular fluid movement; neuron projection extension; sperm axoneme assembly
Cellular component (GO): microtubule cytoskeleton; axoneme; sperm principal piece
Molecular function (GO): microtubule binding
Source: RefSeq, a predicted model, not a curated record